UCAUUUCACUGGGCUGCAGCUGGGAUGGACGGGGAUCUGCAGGCAGAAGCUCAACAUGAGCCCUCAGUCCAGGGGAGCAGGCUGGAGCAGAAGGGGCAGAAGAUCCAGGAGAGGGGCCAGUGGGCAAACAAGAGGGAGUUCAUCUUGGCUGUUUCUGGACAGAUUGUUGGUUUGGGCAACAUUUGGAGGUUCCCGUACCUGUGCUACAAAAACGGGGGAGGUGUCUUCCUCAUCCCCUAUGUCCUGUUCCUGUUUAUCUGCGGACUCCCCCUGUUCCUGCUGGAGACAGCUCUGGGGCAGUACACCAGCCAGGGGGGCAUCACCUGCUGGAGGAAGAUCUGCCCCCUGUUUGAAGGCAUUGGCUGUUGUACUGUGGUGAUCAUGAUCUACAGCAGCGCUGUUUACAUCAUCAUUCAGGCUUGGACCUUAUUCUACCUGUUCUCAUCCUUCAGUUCUGAGCUGCCCUGGGACAGCUGCAGAAACACCUGGAACACAGAUGCCUGUGUGGAGUUUGACAAGCAGAAUCUCACUUUCAAUGGGACAGAGGCAGAAAGGGCCACCUCUGCUGUAAUGGAGUUCUGGAACAGGAGGGUGCUGGGUAUCUCUGGUGGGAUCGAUGAGGUGGGCAGUCUGAGAUGGGAUCUGGCCCUGUGUCUCCUGCUGGCCUGGAUCAUCUGUUACUUUUCUAUCUGGAAGGGAGUAAAGUCCUCAGGGAAGGUGGUGUACUUCACAGCCACUUUCCCCUAUGUGAUGCUGGUGGUGCUGCUGGUCCGAGGACUCACCCUGCCUGGAGCUGCUGAUGGACUGGUCUUCUACCUCUACCCUGAUGUAACACGGCUCACUGACCCACAGGUAUGGAUGGAUGCAGGGACACAGAUUUUCUUCUCUUAUAGUGUUUGUGGAGGACUGCUAAUAGGACUCAGCAGUUACAACAAAUACAACAAUAACUGCUACAGGGACUCCUUCUACCUGUGCCUCCUGAACAGUGCUACCAGCUUUGUGGCUGGAUUUGCCAUCUUCUCUGUGUUGGGCUUCAUGGCGUACGAGCAGGGAGUGGACAUCUCGCUUGUUGCUGAGUCUGGUCCUGGCCUGGUGUUCAUCACAUACCCGAGGGCAGUGGCCAUGAUGCCUCUGCCCCAGCUCUGGGCUGUCUGUUUCUUCAUCAUGGUCCUCCUGCUGGGAAUAGACACAGAGUUUGUGGGCAUUGAAACCGUGAUGACGGCCAUCGUGGAUUUGUUUCCUACAAUUUUCCGGAGAGGAUACCGGCGGGAGCUCCUUCUGCUCCUCUUCUGUGUGGUCUGCUUCCUGCUUGGGCUCCUCAUGGUCACUGAGGGUGGAAUAUACAUCUUCCAGUUGGUUGAUUACUAUGCUUGCAAUGGGGCCUGCCUCUUGUUUGUUGCAAUAUUUCAGACUAUUUGUAUUGGAUGGGUAUAUGGGGCUGAUCUCUUCUGUGUCAACAUUGAAGACAUGAUUGGCUAUCGGCCUUUGGCUGUGUUUAGGUACUGUUGGCGCUACAUCACUCCAGUUGUGUGCACUGGCAUCUUCAUCUUAUCUCUGGUCAAGCACACCCCCCUGAUGUUCAACAACACCUAUGUGUAUCCAGACUGGGCGUAUGUCCUGGGCUGGUUCUUUGGUUCUGUCAUCUGUGUGCCUCUGGUCAUGCUGUAUAAACUCACCAGGACUGCAGGGACACCACGACAGAGUCUGCAGCAGUUGUGUCGUCAUGCUCAGGACCUGCCUCUCAAUCAGAAGCAGAAACAAAACUGUGAUCCUCUGAACUCAGACUCUAGAGCUCUGUUAAGGUGUAGAGAGAGACAGCUAACGAGUGAAGGAAGCCUUGAAGCUCCAAUCCCAGCAGCAGUGUAGAAAGUGGUUCACAUGGGUGACUGUGGUGUUUGGGGUAGACAUGCUCAUUCAUGGUAAUAAAAGGUGAAAUUUGAAGAAAUACAGUGUUUCAGUUUCUUGAACGAAUUAAUCAAAUUACUGAAGUAAUUUUAUCUUGAUCUUAUACUUGCUUAUUUCAGUUGAAUAAUUAAUUUUUUAUGUCAUUAUAUCUUUUAAAAGACACCUUUUGAGAAAGAUAUUUUCAAACUCAUUCUCUAGAUAGCUUUUGUAUCACAUUGAGCAGAGGAUUUCCCCCUUUAAUAUAAUGUAAUACAGAUCUAGUGGAAGCAGACUAGGCAUUUUUAUUAUCUUUCCAUUUGAUUUGCAAG
Molecule: messenger RNA, 2213 nt
Organism: Lepisosteus oculatus (spotted gar)
Lineage: Eukaryota; Metazoa; Chordata; Actinopteri; Semionotiformes; Lepisosteidae
Source: RefSeq, a predicted model, not a curated record